Messenger RNA from Pecten maximus, 1589 nucleotides. RefSeq names its product pyrimidine-specific ribonucleoside hydrolase RihA-like. Gene Ontology annotation, molecular function: hydrolase activity, hydrolyzing N-glycosyl compounds. Lineage: Eukaryota; Metazoa; Mollusca; Bivalvia; Pectinida; Pectinidae. The record is from RefSeq and is a predicted model, not a curated record.
CUUCAGGCCAGAGCGUGUCACACUUAGAAAAUACCCACAGUGUCAGGUACACAUUGCCGCCCGCAUACAACAGGAGCAACACAUCCCGAUAAAAUGUCCUCACAAAGGAAGAUGCUAAUAAUUGAUACAGACGGUGGUAUAGACGAUGCUCAGGCGAUCUUCAUGAUGUUGGACUCCACCGAGUAUGACGUCAUUGCCCUCACGUGCGUCAGGGGUAACAGCGGCGUGGAACAGGUUGUGUGCAACGUUCUGAAAAUACUCGGAGCCGCGGACAAAUUGAAUAUUCCAGUUUUUCCCGGUACCGCAUUUUCCAUUCUUGGCCAAAAAGAGAUAAAAAAUCCCUACCAAGGAGAUGACGGGUUAGGCGAUUGUCCGUCAAUAGAAGAACCGGAUGUCAGUAUUGUACAGAAAGAGGCAGCGACGGACGCAAUAAUCCGGUUAACGAAGGAACACCCAGGGGAGAUAACUCUGAUGUGUAUAGGCCCACUCACCAAUCUCGCGACGGCCCUGAAGAUGGACCCAGACUUCGGUAGCCGACUUAGAGACUGCUUUAUAAUGGGAGGCAACUACUACGGUAAAGGUAACAUAACAGUGAGCGCAGAGUUCAACUUCCACUCUGACCCGGAAGCAGCUUACAUAGCCCUGGAGCAGGUUCGAUGUCCCACGACACUGGUUGGUUGGGAAGUCUGUGAGGAAAACGGACCUACUUGGGAUCAGUAUUACGAACUGAGAAGAUUCCCUGGCAAACGGAACAAAUUCUUAAAGGCAGUUGAACAGAAACCUGUUGCCUAUUCUAUCGAGCAAGGCUGGAACUAUAUUCCAGCUGAUGAGUUCUUGGCAGCAUGUAUGUUGAGUCCGUCAGAGGUUGUCUUGGAAACUAAAGAGGUGUACGCAACUGUCGAACUUGGUGGGAAAUUUACCUAUGGACAAAUGGUGGUCGACUGGCACAAAGUACUCAAGAAAAAUCCUAAUUUAACUAUCGUUACCAAAAUCGAUAAAAAGGCUUUCUACUCGGUGCUUCUGAAUACUGCAAAGAACGGCCAUUAACGUGUAUAUGUUGUAGUAAAUUUACGGGUACAAUAAGAGUUUUCUUUUGAACGAGUACUUAGUUAUGACUUAACUAUAGGGAUUGGCAGGAAUUUCAAACCAUCGAAAUGGAAGAUAACUUAAACGUAUCGAGAUUAACCAGCGGCAUUUUUAUAUAGUAUACAGUAAACAGAGUUUGUUGACCAGAAUUGGCCAAUAUAAAAGAAUCACCAAAACCUUUUUGAACUUCACACCAUUUACCCAGAGAUGUAAUCAGCUGAUCCGAGAAGUAGGUACUCUUACCCUAAAGUCAUCAAUUAGGAUACUGACCGACAGUGUGGAAACUAUUGAAAUGUUCAUCCAAAUACUGACCAACGGCAAAUCAAAAAUUAUUUCAAAUCAUGUUUUCUUUAGGCAAACAUCACAGGCGUAUAGUAGAGUAGGGGCUAAUGUUUUUUUUCUAUCAAUUCUUACAAGAAGCAGACGCCUGUGGUAAAUGUCCACAUUUAAGAUGUUGUUUAACGGCGAGGUUUAUCACAAAGAAAUAAACCGUCGAAGCUUCA